Dictyostelium discoideum AX4 is the source of this 795-nucleotide messenger RNA. RefSeq lists its product as hypothetical. The coding region runs from base 1 to 795 and encodes 264 amino acids. The record is from RefSeq and is a predicted model, not a curated record. NCBI's taxonomy places the organism in Eukaryota, Evosea, Eumycetozoa, Dictyosteliales, Dictyosteliaceae. The transcript has 2 exons.
AUGGAUAACACAGAAUAUAAAUACAUAAUUAAAAUUUUAAAAGAUAAUAAAAUAACUGGAGAUAAUUAUAUUGAAAAAAAAAAAAUUAAUAAUAUUAGAAAACUUUACUCAAUUUCAAAAAAAGAAGAAAAAACAAUUUUACACAAGAUAAUUAAAGAAAAAAAGAGAGUUGUUAUUUCACAUGAUGAAAUGAAUCAAGUUUUUUAUAAAUAUCAUGAUCAAAAGGAUCACAAUAAUAAAUCUCAAUUUAAUGAAUUAUUAAAAAAUUAUUAUUGGGAAACCAAGGUGCAAAUGGAUUUGGAUUACUAUUUAUCAAUUUGUAAAGUUUGUCAUGAUAAAUAUAAAGUUGGUGAUGGAAAAGAAAAAACAAAAAAGAGAUUAGAACAAUUAAAAUCUGAAACAUUAAAUAAUUCCUCCUCCUCCAUUAUUCCAAAACAAACAGAAAAGAAAAGAAAAUUGGAAGAAUACUCUGAUGAUGCUGAUUCCGAAUAUGAUUCCAGCUCCUGUUCAGAUAGUGAUGAAAGUGAAUCUGAUGGUGAAACAAAAGUUGUAAUUAAAAACAAAUCCAAUCAUUCAAAAUUAUCAUUAUCAGUUUCAACAAAAAAGAAAACCCCUUCCUCAUCAUCAUCAUCAUCAUCAUCGUCUUCCUCUCCAUCAAAACCAAUUCAAAACAUUUUACCAAAACAACCACCAAAGAAAAAAUUGGAAUUGUCAAAAAACAGCAACAACGAUGAUGAAGAACAAUCAAUAUCAGUAAAUAAAAAAAGAGAUAAUAAAAAAGUCUUUGAUUUAUAA